UUAAUCUGUGGUAGCACGCACAUAACCCAUUUCUAGUUUCUUGUAUUUUUUAUUAUUUAUCGAUGUGUUUGAGACGAUAAUCGACUCUCCCAUCAUAAUACUUGCGCGGAGGGACUAUUUUCUCGAGUCGGUUGCCAUGACGCCGCUGUGACGUCAAACAUCCUGUUCUCACCGUUCUCGCUCUCUUUAGCCAAGGGCCACGGCACGAAGUAAAUCAAUCAUCAUUGGCUCGGAUCGCAUUUCAGACUGUUCUAAGGAAACAACGAGAAAUCUAUACGGAAGAUAGCGGCACAUUUUUCCCGCUCUAAUGGCGUACGGCGAGAGAGAACGUUCUGACAGGAGAGGCGGUGCACGAGGCGGUGGAAAUCGAUUUGGCGGACGCGAUGGCGGCGGAGGUGGAGGUGGCAGCAGGUUUAGUAGCGGAAACCGCGACAGCAGUUUCGGCAACAACAAUUUUAAGAACCGGCAGCCCGGGGAGCGUCUACGCAAGCCGCGAUGGGACAUGAGUACUCUCCCGCAGUUCAGGAAGGACUUUUAUCAGCCGCAUCCCAACGUUAUGGGACGAGGUAUCCACGCGGUCGAGUCUUACCGUUCUGGUAAGGAGAUCACGGUGAAAGGAGCGAACGUGCCGGGCCCCAACAUGUACUUCGAGGAAGGCGGUUUUCCGGACUACGUUCUCAACGAGAUCCGGAGACAGGGAUUCGGCGAGCCGACAGCUAUUCAGGCCCAAGGCUGGCCUAUCGCUCUUUCAGGUCGCGAUAUGGUCGGUAUAGCGCAGACGGGUUCGGGAAAGACCCUGGCGUAUAUCCUGCCGGCGAUCGUGCAUAUAAAUCAUCAGCCGAGACUCAGCAGAAACGACGGACCGAUCGCUUUGAUUCUGGCACCGACCAGAGAGCUGGCGCAGCAGAUUCAGCAAGUAGCGUCAGACUUCGGCAUGUCUUCGCAAGUGCGAAACACGUGUAUCUUCGGUGGAGCUCCGAAGGGUCCGCAGGCACGUGAUUUGGAACGUGGCGUGGAAAUUUGCAUCGCCACGCCUGGGCGUCUUAUAGACUUUUUGGAACGUGGUACCACGAAUCUACGUAGAUGUACGUAUCUGGUUCUCGACGAGGCCGAUAGGAUGCUAGAUAUGGGCUUCGAGCCGCAAAUUAGGAAAAUUGUAGAACAAAUACGUCCCGACCGUCAGACCCUCAUGUGGUCGGCGACGUGGCCGAAGGAGGUGCGUAAUCUCGCGGAGGAGUUCUUAACGGAUUACAUACAAAUCAACAUUGGCUCUCUACAAUUAGCCGCUAAUCAUAAUAUUUUGCAAAUCGUGGAUGUGUGCGAGGAAUACGAGAAGGAAAGUAAAUUAAUGAAACUUUUGGAAGAAAUUUCAAACGAACCAGAAAAUAAGACUAUAAUAUUCGUGGAAACUAAAAGGAAGGUGGAUGAUAUAACAAGAGCUAUUAAUAGAUACGGAUGGCAAGCAAUUGGCAUUCACGGAGAUAAAAGCCAACAAGAAAGAGAUUAUGUAUUAAAUCAGUUCCGGAAUAGCAGGUCUGCCAUCUUAGUGGCUACGGAUGUGGCAGCAAGAGGUCUAGAUGUCGAGGAUGUCAAAUUUGUGAUAAACUUGGACUAUCCGUCCAACUCUGAGGACUAUGUGCACCGUAUCGGACGUACGGGUCGCUCGCAGCGUACAGGAACCGCAUACGCCUUUUUCACGCCUGCAAAUGCGCACAAGGCUAGUGACUUGAUACAAGUUCUAGAAGAGGCUAAGCAAGUAGUCAAUCCGAAAUUAUAUGAAUUAUCCAGGAAUCCUUCGGUUUAUAAGAGAGGACGAUAUGGUGGUCGUAGUGGAGGUGGGGGCGGCGGACGAGGAUCCGGAGGCCGCGGUGGCGGUUCACGAGGUUCUCGCGGGGGCCGUGAUGCAGGAGAUAGAGGAAGAUUCGAUCGUUCUUCCGGUGGCGGCACGAAUGAUCGUGCCAACAAAUGGACCGGAAGCAGCAGUGGUGGUAUGAGCGGAGCUAGCUAUGGAAGCAGUAAAUCGUUUCCCCAAAAUAAUUUUGGAAAUAGCACCUCAGGCAGUAGCUCCAACAGCUACAGCCAGAAUAAUAGUGGAUACGGCGGAGGAAGUUAUAGGCAACAAAAUGGCUAUUGAUUUUAAUGAUAAUAAAAUGUUGCAGAGGCUCCAGGGAAUAAUAGCAAUCGGCGACGCAAGUCUGAUGUAAGCCGACAUGCCCAGAGUCGCCCAAAAUCGUUCCGAAAGAUUUACAUACAUUCUCAUGAGCAUUCACCUUUUUCCUUUCCUAAUACACGUAAGAUCUCCAUUAGCUUAUUUAAUUAACAUUGCAAUUAGUUAUAAAAAUCACGUUUAGGAUAGUUCUUUAAUAUAUAGGCGGUCAAUUACAUUGUGUAAUUGUCACCGAUUAAUGUAGUAUUAAAAAAAUUCAAUCGGCUUGUUGCUGUACAUUCAAUAAAAUAGUAUAAAAAUGAUACUGAAGAAAAGUA
Nylanderia fulva is the source of this 2484-nucleotide messenger RNA. RefSeq lists its product as uncharacterized. NCBI's taxonomy places the organism in Eukaryota, Metazoa, Arthropoda, Insecta, Hymenoptera, Formicidae. Gene Ontology annotation, molecular function: RNA helicase activity; ATP binding; nucleic acid binding. The record is from RefSeq and is a predicted model, not a curated record.